This is a messenger RNA of Sporothrix brasiliensis 5110, 861 nucleotides long. RefSeq lists its product as uncharacterized. Lineage: Eukaryota; Fungi; Ascomycota; Sordariomycetes; Ophiostomatales; Ophiostomataceae. The transcript has a single exon. Bases 1 to 861 code for a protein of 286 amino acids. The record is from RefSeq and is a predicted model, not a curated record.
AUGGGGUACGAUCGGAGGCACCGCGACUCUGACCAAGAAGAGCCGCUCGAGUAUCCACGCAUAGUCCAGGUACGCGACGCGACACACCCUAGUCUCGCCACUUUUCUCGGCAGAGUACUAACACGCCACAAGUUCCGGCUCGGCCGCAGCUGGAUCCACGCCGAUGCGAACUUAUUCCACGACUUGUAUCCACACGUCCUCCGCCUCACGAUUCGACCGCGUGCUUGGAACGGCCUUGUGAGGCGCUGUGCGGCCUGGCUGCCCGCACCCCUUCAGGCUCUCGUGAAGCGCUGCUGGCCAGGCGCGUUUCUGCCGCCGCGCGUCGUCUUAAAAAAGCUAUCCCGCCCGACCCUGUGCCGCACAGAGCUCUUUGACAACGAGAUCGCCAUGUACAAACAGCUGCAGGCCAUCCAGGGGCGCACUAUACCCCGAUUCUACGGCGAGGCAUCGUUCCGCGAGGACGACGGACAACAGAAACGGGCCAUUGUCUUAUCCGUCGUCGAGGGUGAGGUAGCCGAUCGCCAAACAAUGCCCAUCUCCCUAGACGAGUUUAAGCGGCGUCUAGGUGCUGCACACGCCGAAAUGCUCCACCAGGGCGUCUCCUACGACGACUUACAACCAAACAAUCUCGUCGUACAAAACGAGGGCAGCAGCGACCAGCGCGGUGGGCGGCUCGUCUUUUUAGACCUGGAAUUCGCCGAGCCCUGUCCGCCGGAGAAAGUCGAGCGCCGGGCCAAGAGCCUGAUUUCAGACUACUCCAGUUGGUACAGCUCGUACUUGGAAUUCUGGGAGACAGAAGAUCGGUCGCAGUUGCACCGAGAAGGCAAGUUCUCACCAAUACGAAGCGCAACGCGGGACUGA